Acanthopagrus latus (yellowfin seabream) is the source of this 5429-nucleotide messenger RNA. RefSeq lists its product as uncharacterized. Bases 38 to 3082 code for a protein of 1014 amino acids. The transcript is spliced from 17 exons. The record is from RefSeq and is a predicted model, not a curated record. Gene Ontology annotation, molecular function: protein binding. NCBI's taxonomy places the organism in Eukaryota, Metazoa, Chordata, Actinopteri, Spariformes, Sparidae.
CGUCUCCCUGUGUCACAUGGAUAAUGUUUAGUCAUCGAUGAUUCAUGUGUAUUGUCCGGGAAGCGGUUGGGGUUCGGGCCUGUCACUCAUUAAGGGUGGCCUGGAUUCGCGGGCCGCUGCCCCGGUGCAGAAACCCUCGGUUCUCCGCUGUGUUGAUAGGCUGGUUCCUUGUUGGUAUCCUGUCAAUCUACGAGUCAAAGGGGGAGAGGUCAGUGCAGCUAGCAUAGCAAGCUGCGCAGCAGACCCAACCAGGAAGUCAACAAAGUUAUCAAUUAAUAUCAGUUUAACUUCGAGUCUCCUGCAUCAACCUUCAGACAACGGCAUGAGUUCUGCUGCCCCUCCGACUAUUGGGGAGUUAUUCCUCAUCCUGAGCGAGAUGGGUUUCACAGAGGAACAGAUCCAGGCAGCUAUACAGGCAGGCCAUUUCUCUGUGCCGGAUGCAGCAGAGUGGCUCUUACAGGGUCAGUAUCCGCGGCACAAGUUGGUCAAGCAGUCAUCACAGCCACCUGAGACGGCGUUUUCUGCUUUCAACCCACCCAAAGAGGCAGCGAGCACCUCAGACAUGCAAACAUCUCCUUCUGACAGUAGAGCAUCUCCUUCAUUGGUGUUGAGGCCAUCACAGUCAUGCAACCUGUCCCCGGACCCUCUACCAAUCGAGUCUCGCAUCAAACAGGACAAGAGCGGCUUUGAAGAGCAGCAGAGACAGCGUGUUGCUCAGGAGGCCAGAGCAGAGAGAAAACAAAAGAAACAGGAGCGUGAAUUGGUGUUGAAGCGGAUAGCUGAGGAUCGGAGGAGCCUGCAGGAAAAGAAUCAGCCCAGCGCUGCCACAGAGACAUCACCUCCAAGUGGUCAAGGGCAGACGCUUGGUGGAAAGGUUCAGACUAAUAUGGAUAACAACUGCAUCCUCAUGAUUCGGCUGCCAUCCGGUGAGUCCAUGCGAGAACGCUUCCCAGCUGACGCCCCUCUGCGCAGCGUUGUGGAGCACAUCACCGGACGUCACCCCUCCCUGGCCUCCUUCUCACUCCUUCAGGGUUUUCCUAGGAAACGCUUUGGAGAGGCAGAGCUUGCUUGCUCACUGCACUCUCUUGGCCUCACACCCAACGCUGCACUGUGUAUUCAGACCACUCCUCCAGAGACUCCGCAGGAGGCACAGAGUCCUGCAGAACCUCCAUCCGCAGUACACAACGAGCAGCCUCAACACUGUGAUGUGUCGCCUCAGCCACCCAUCCCCGUCGUGGAGGGGCAGGACCUUGUUCCACCUCCUCCACUACCCAACCUGCUGUGGGAGGAGGCAGCGAAUUAUGCAGGGAUACCUGGAGUUGGCCCUUCACUGUCAGGGCCCAAUCACUUCUGGGGACGAGGUCAGAGGUUGGUUCCUGGAAAUGCUGAGGACGCCGCUGGCAUUGAGAUGGACGAGGAACAAGACGCAGAGGAAGAACCACCUAACCCGCUUAACGGAAUGCCGAGGCUGCCUUUCUUCCCGGAGAACAGGUUCAGAGGAGAGUUUGAGCCAAGGCACCACUGGCCAGAGCAAGGGAAUCGACUCAGGGAGGCUCCAGAGGAGGACCCAGCAGAGCCUGAGGAUGCCGGAGGUCGGGUGGCGCCUGGAGCUGCAGGUCUGGCCGCGGUGGAGCGUCUUCAGAGAGCUGCACAGCAAGAAGACCUGCGUGGCUCCCAGGGACAACCAUCCCCCCCAAAAAGACCCUUCAGGACACCCAGCGUGCCGUCUCUUUGUGCCUUGGCCACCCGCGCAACUGUCCACCUCAUGACUGCUCCCAGCAUGCAGUAUAGCAGCAGUCUGGCCGGCCUCACCCCAGAACUCGCAGAGCUUCUGCUCAACCACAUGUCCCGUGAGAGGCUCCUACGUCCACGCACCCUAGAGCUCUUCUUCGGCUGCCCAUUACAGAAGUUUGUCCUCAACUGCUACCCUUACUCCACCAAUGAGCUCCUGCGGCAGUUACGGGCCUUCACAGCGCUGAAGCAUCUAAGUCUGGUUAACUCUCCUCUCAUCACAGACUCUGGGCUGUCAAUCCUGUCCAGCCUGGUCAAACUCCAGUACCUCAACCUGGCCUCCUGUAGCAAACUGACUGAUUCCUGUCUGCAGCAUAUAACAGGAUUAAAGAGCCUGUGUUUCCUGUCCCUGGACUCGACCAAAGUGACCGAUGCCGGGAUGGUGCUGUAUCUCCAGUCAGCUCCGUCCUGCCUCUCUCAGCUCAGCCUGAACCAGACAGCUGUGACCGAAGCCACAUUGGCAGUCCUGCCCUCCUGUGUGCCACAGCUGAGGCUCCUUAGCAUCAAGCAGACGAAGGUCAGAGAUGUGUCAGCCUUGGCAGAAUUGUCCAGCCUACAGACUCUCAACCUGGAUGGGACAAGUGUGACAGAAGGCUCCCUAGAGCACCUUGCAUCCCACCCCACCCUGUCCUCCCUCAGUUUAGCCGGAGUCCCCGUAGCGGACGGCAAUCAAGCCCUGCAGAUUAUCUCAGGUCUAAGGUUGACUCAGCUGACACUCCCUGGACGUCACUCUGUGACAGACAGCGGGUUGUCGUUCCUCUCUAGACUGUCUCUGCUGUCAGAGUUGGACCUGACAGACUACACACAAGUCACAGACCAGGGAGUCAGCCAGCUGUCCAGCAUGACCAGGUUGAAGAAGCUGUCACUCAGUAACACUCAGGUGACAGAUGCAGGACUUCCCUCUCUGCGUGGGCUGCAGGAGCUGCAGGAGCUCUGUUUGGACCGAACGGCAGUCUCCAGUCGAGGAGUGGCCGAUCUCAUCAUCUGUCUGCCACACCUCCAGGUGUUAGGUUUAGCCAGCACUCAGGUGGGAGACAAUGUUGUGAGGAAAGGUCUGAUCCGCUGCAAUCAGCUUGUUAAACUCAAUCUGAGCCGCACACGGAUCACAGACCACGGCCUCAAGUUCUUGAAACACAUGCAUCUGGCUCAGGUGAAUCUGGACGGCACCGGCGUCAGUCUGAUGGGCAUCGCAAACCUCCUCUCCUUCACCAACAUCAGCAGCAUUCGGGCCAGCAACACUCGCACCGUUCCCCCUGAUGACGUCUCAGAUGAGGAGUGGGAGGCCCAGUGAGCACAGACUCCCCUCGGUUGGCCCACACGUAACUGCACCUGAAUGCGCCUCUGCCUGCUGCGGUCCCCUUUUAUCAGCCACCGAAACGUGCUGCCAGCAGCAACAAACGUAACUGAAACACUCCUACUUGCACUGUUUCAACUGCACCUAGUGUCACUAAUCUGUCAAUCAGGCACAAGUUGGAACCUUAGACGGGAGCCAUGUUUUUUAAAAACUAGGCCAUUUCUAACAUUUACGUAUAUCUAAUCAAUCCGUAUUUACCUGCGUACACUGCAGCCGUUUUGUCUCUGGAAAACUCCAGCUGACAAACUUUAAAGCUUUAUGUGCAGCCUUAUAGGUUGGAACUAAGUGUGUUUCUUCUGGUUUGCCCUUUUUAGCCAACCGGUAAGAAAAUAUUAAAUGUUGGAAAUGUAACUUAUAACACAGCAUGUAUUUUCAGACUGUAAUGACUAACGGACUGGUUUAUGUAGAAAUUAAAUUAAAAACUUAAUAGCAAAUGAUCAGUUCAGCCACAUACAGUUAAAGAAUGUGGUGAAGGCAGAAAAUGUCUUCCAGUAAUCAUUCCGUUACUUGUUAUUAAAGGAGAAUUCUGGUGUUUUUAAACCGCAGCCUCAUAUUUUUUACAUGCUUGGCAUGUAAAUGAGUUAACAAAAUAUUUGAAAUCAGUCCAGUAGAUCCCCUCAGCUGGCAGCCGUGACAAAGAUGUCAAUGGCUGCAGUGUAUUCGUUUGGGCCGACUGCGUCCAUCAAAGACUCAUCAGAUAAUGUGUUUGUUUUUGCCUCUGCAGAUGUUUUUGUUAAAUAAUGAAAUCUUUUUUGUAACCAGGAACACAAGUCUUGCGCCGAAAUCUUGCGAGAGUUAAGUUGUUGCUUCAUCUUAAUUGGCAAAAUAUUCAGCCAUGACUUUAGAAAUAAAUUCUUGCUGGCAGUCCCUGUAGCUAAACGCCAAACCACUCGCUCCAACAAAUAACUUCUCUUGAGAUUUCAGCCCUUGUACGACACUUGUUUCUGAUUACAAAAAAGAUCUUACUACUUUACUACUGUAGCAAAAAGAAGCACUUUAACUGGAUGUAACUUUGACAGCUGAAGUGUAAGUCCAAAUGAUUUACACAACAGCACAUGUAAAUAUGGAGCCCCAGUUUAAAAAUACCUGAAUUCCCCUCUAAAAAUGGCAGUAAAAUUUGAGCUGUUUUCAUGUCAUGUUAGAUUCAUUGAGUUCACGUUAGCUUAAAUGUAAACAUUCAAGAACACUAUUAAUCAUGAUGGAAACACUACUGCAGAUGUCAGCCAUCUAAGAUUAAAUAAAUAUUAAUUUCAGUUCAGUUGUAAUAGUUACAGUGGUAGAGGAUAAAAAACAGUGGCUCCUUUUAGUUUAUGAUUGGCUUUAAAUCCAUAAAAAUGGAACAGAAUACCCAUGUUGCUUCUGUAUGACAAAGACAAAAAUGUUGUUUACAUCAUGUUUCCGUCGUGACAUUUUCACUACAGUACAAGCCAAACGUUUUAAUGCAUUCUGUCAGGUCUUUGUCCAUUGUAUUUCUCAUUUAAAUACACAAUUUGUCAAAAUGUUUUUUUUUUUCCCUUUGAGGCGAGUUGUAAGUUAUGCAAAUGUUUUUGAGAUCAGCAGAAAAUGUUUUCUUGUUGAAAUUUUGUUGUACGGUUGAAGAAAUUGGCUUGUAAAAUUGACAUUGAUUGAAAUUAGAAUUUUGCUACGAGAAACUUAGUAAUUUUGUGUGGUGGUUGGUGUUUGCAAAUUCAAAUUUUCAAGUUUGACAUGAACACAGCUCUACUGCAAGAGCUCGUAAUGAAGAUUUUAUAACUUGUGAUGUCCCCUGUAUGGAUAUUAGAUUAACGCUAACCACGUCACCUUAAAUUUAGUUGUUUUUUUUUUUAAAUGCAUCCUGGUGAUGCACUGGAUUCAUUAGUUUUUUUUGUUUGUUUUUUUAAAUGAGUGGCUGUCAUUUUACUAGCAUUAGUUAUUUUGAGAAAUGACAAUUUCUUUGGACAGCCCAGUCCAGUUAUAUGGAAGAGAAGGUGAGCAGCAUACACAUGGUUCUGUGUAGUGGCUGUCAGGUGAGGGCGGAUCUAUGCAGCCAUGGGGCUCACUCCAGAAUCCAAAGCAACUUCUUUAAAUCACUUCAAGUUUUGUCCUCUUGUUUACAGAGAUGUAAAAUAGUUUAUUUUCCCUAACAGGUUUUGAUUUUUGGAUACAAGUUCUGUAUUCAGUAAGUAAAAUAAAGUCUUCUCAAUCUAAAUGUGCUGUUUUUUUUUGUUCUGUUUAUUCAGACAAACCUUUAUUGCAUUACAUUGUUAAAUAAGGCAGAACUGCUCUUUUACACAGAAAAAAAAAA